GCCAUUUUAAGACGACUGCGUUAUGAAGGAGGCCAUAUCUGAACAACGUCGACAACAGCUUUUCCACAAUAGGCAAACAAUAUAUGCCUUUCUGUAAAAUAUGCUGAGCAACAGUAAAGUGCCUUGGACCGUCGUUUCUGAGAAGGAGAAGAUGGAAAUCCCCCGACAGCCUGGGGAGAGCGAAUAAAAUAUGGAGGAAGACAAAAUGGAGGAAGACAAAAUGGAGGAAGACAGGCUUCUGCAGACAGUAUCUCCUGCAUCAAGCUGUCUGUCCGUGAAAAGUGACCACUCCAGGGAUCGACCAAAUGGAGAUCCCAGAGUUCAGUGUGGAGGAACAUCACCUACCUCCACAGUUGUUUCCCUGAACAGUACCGGGUCCAUUGAUAGACCGAUCACCUUCAGAGACAGAACCACAAGUCCAUACUCCAGGCCUUUGGGAGCAGUAUCUCCUACCCCAAGCCAACUCUCCUUGAGAAGUGACCACUCCAUGGCUCCACCUAUCACAUUUACAGAUGGAGAUCUCAGUGGUAAACAGGAGAGGGUGUUGUCACCGUGUCUGUCCAUGAAGAGUGAUCGGUCCAUGUACAGUCCCAUUAACUUUGGAAAAGAUGCCAGUGGUAAACAGGAGAGGGUGUGGUCACCGUGUCUGUCCAUGAAGAGUGAUCGGUCCAUGUACAGUCCCAUUAACUUUGGAAAAGAUGCCAGUGGUAAACAGGAGAGGGUGUUGUCACCGUGUCUGUCCAUGAAGAGUGAUCGGUCCAUGUACAGUCCCAUUAACUUUGGAAAAGAUGCCAGUGGUAAACAGGAGAGGGUGUGGUCACCGUGUCUGUCCAUGAAGAGUGAUUGGUCCAUGAACAUGCCCAUUAACUUUGGAAGAGAUGCCAGUGAGCUGACAGCCAGUCUGCUGACAGAGGACCACUUCAGAUGCUCAGUGUGUACAGAGGUUCUGGAAAAGCCAGUCUCCAUCCCCUGUGGACACAGUUACUGCAGACAGUGCAUUGAGACUUACUGGAACCAGCCUGAUCAGACAGGAGAGUACGACUGCCCCCAGUGCGGAAAGAGAUUCAGAACACGUCCUGACCUCCUCACUAACUCAGCCUUGGAGAAGGUGAUUGGGAAACUCCACCAGGCAGGGUUCAAGGUCCCUGCUCUUCCCAGUCACUGCUACGCUGGACCUGGAGAUGUGGCCUGUGAUCUCUGCACUGAGAAACAGCUCAAAGCUGUGAAGUCCUGUCUGACCUGCGCCGCCUCCUACUGCGAGAGUCACGUCAGGCAUCACUACACCGUAGCAGCUCUGCAGAGACACACCCUGGUGGAGGUGACUGGACACCUGGACCAGAAACUGUGCCAGCUGCACCACAGAGCUCUGGAGGUCUUCUGUAAGACAGACCAGGUCUCUGUGUGUCUUCUGUGUGUCUUGCAAGACCACAGAAGCCAUGAUGUCAUAAAGAAUGAGAGAGAUACUGAUGAGGCAAAAACCACAAAUCAACACGAACAGGCUGCGUUGAGAUUGGAAGCAAUAUUACAGAGCGAUGUCCAACAAAAGAAAACAGAACUAACCAACACGAUCCAACUGGAACAGAUUUUAGAGAAAAAAGCUACCUGGGAACUGACCUAUCAUGCAAAACAUUUCUACAGAGGCUUUGAGGAUGUUCUUAACAAUGACUGGACAGCAGACAGUGUUGUGGUGGCUGCCCUCGGUCGUCCCAUAGAUCUUGGGAUGUUGUAUGACUGCCGUAAUGACUCGUAUUGUUCAGAUUUGUUUCUGUGGAACAACAAGACCAUUGCUUCAAUGCAACUGUCCCUCCCUCGGCCUCACACAGAGGUGAAGUGUGUUGAAGGAGACUCCCUACAGGAUAGGUUCAGGGCUCUGGAUGUGACCACUCCUCUGAGAGCCAGUGUCUUGUCUGGACUGGUGGAGGUCGGUGGUGCUGCUGGAUACCUGAACCAUCCUGUUCAGUCCACACUGCAGGACCGGGUCACUCUACACUACAGAACCACUACCAGACUGGACAUGCUCAGUCCCAGGGUGCUUCAGGAGGAGACAGACGGAACACAACACAAGGCAACACAUGUGGUGAUGGCUGUUCUCUACGGAGCUCAAGCAUUCUUUAUCUUUGACAGCAAACACAUCAGCGGACAACAAAGUGGUGCAGGAGAGGCAGAUAUGCACGGUGUUGUGAAGAAGAUGAUGCCGUCCUUCAGUGCAGAUCAUAUAUUUUCCAGCUUGAGUGACACUGAGAAACUAAACAGUUGCUUGUAUCAGUGUACUCUCCACAGUGAUGUAGACCAUGUCAAUGGCUCCAUGACUUAUAACAAAGCUUUGAAAGUCUAUGAAACUCUCCCGAAGCACCUUGGACAGCAUGGAGAGAAAGCGGUGGCUCUGUACGCCUGGCUCUAUCCUCUGAAGAAUCUGGGACAUUCAGUUGAAAUCCGAUAUUUCACAAAGGCAGAGUGUGUGCUGGACCAUCUGAGGCAGGCCACCAUGAUAUGUCAGGAGAUGAUGACAGACUUGACCAAUGGUCGUGUGAUGAAAUGGUUUCCUGAUCUGAAGUCUAGACUGUCUAGAUUAUCAGAGCUGCUGCAGAAGUACCAGUCAGGGUUCAGGAGCGGGCUGGCCAUGGCAUUAAAGACCAUGAGAGAGAGUGACGGGGUGGAUGAAAGCAGACUGAGAGACAUUCUCCAGAACCAUGACCAGUCACCGUUCUGUCCUCAGUCCAUUAACCUGUGGCUAAACAACAAGGCAGCGGAGGUGAAGGCUCUGAAUGUCUGUAAAACAAGAAACAUCCCCAUAAUGAAAUCUCAGGAAGAGCUGGACAGCGUCCUCAUAUCCUCAAAGGACAGGCUGCUGUGCUUCACUCUCCACCUCCCCUGCAGGAUGAAUAUCCAUUCCUCUCCACCAUGGAGCAGCACACACAAGAGAACCAAACUGAUCUCACUGGACAGCAGGAGACACAGCGACCAUUCAAACCUCCAGAUUUAA
This is a messenger RNA of Coregonus clupeaformis (lake whitefish), 2983 nucleotides long. RefSeq lists its product as uncharacterized. Gene Ontology annotation, molecular function: zinc ion binding. The transcript has 14 exons. NCBI's taxonomy places the organism in Eukaryota, Metazoa, Chordata, Actinopteri, Salmoniformes, Salmonidae. The record is from RefSeq and is a predicted model, not a curated record. The coding region runs from base 191 to 2983 and encodes 930 amino acids.